GGCCGCCGCCUCCCGCCGCGGGACGGGACGGGUCACAGCCCUUUGCUAAAGCUCCCAGGACUCUUCCCCCUGCUUCUCCUGUGGAACGGGGAGGCUGAGUGUAUGCCAGCAUGGCAGAGAAAGUGAACAACUUCCCUCCCCUGCCGAAGUUCAUCCCCUUGAAGCCAUGUUUCUACCAGGACUUCGACGCGGAGAUCCCCCCGCAGCACCGCACCAUGGCCAAGCGGCUUUACUACCUCUGGAUGUUGAACAGCAUCACCUUGGCAGUGAAUCUGGUUGGCUGCCUGGCAUGGCUGAUCGGAGGCGGCGGAGCCGUCAAUUUCGGACUGGCAAUUCUCUGGCUCAUUCUCUUUACGCCCUGCUCCUAUGUCUGCUGGUUUAGACCUAUUUACAAAGCUUUCAAGACAGACAGUUCCUUCAGCUUCAUGGCUUUCUUCUUCACCUUCAUGGCCCAGCUGGUGAUCAGCAUUAUCCAGGCAGUGGGGAUACCUGGCUGGGGUGUCUGCGGCUGGAUUGCAGCAAUCUCCUUCUUCGGGACCAACGUGGGCUCGGCCGUGGUGAUGCUGAUCCCCACCGUGCUCUUCACAGGCAUGGCAGUCUUCUCCUUCAUCGCUCUCACCAUGGUGCAUAAGUUCUACCGGGGGAGCGGUGGGAGCUUCAGCAAAGCCCAGGAGGAGUGGACCACGGGGGCCUGGAAGAACCCCCACGUGCAGCAGGCGGCACAGAACGCAGCCAUGGGGGCGGCGCAGGGGGCCAUGAUGCAGCACGAGACGCAGUACUCGGCCACCCCCAACUACACCUACUCCAACGAGAUGUGAGCAGCAGGACUCUGUCCUCAGGAGAAAGAUCUUUGCUGAGGGAAGGGAGAGAGGAGGAGGAGGAGGAAGGCUGAGCCGAGUUUCUGCAGCCAUGCCAGAGAGUCUGGGUGUAUCCUCAUGGU
Messenger RNA from Dryobates pubescens (Downy woodpecker), 940 nucleotides. RefSeq names its product secretory carrier membrane protein 5 (gene SCAMP5). Lineage: Eukaryota; Metazoa; Chordata; Aves; Piciformes; Picidae. Gene Ontology annotation, cellular component: trans-Golgi network membrane; recycling endosome membrane. The transcript is spliced from 7 exons. The coding region runs from base 111 to 818 and encodes 235 amino acids. Gene Ontology annotation, biological process: protein transport. The record is from RefSeq and is a predicted model, not a curated record.